This is a messenger RNA of Penaeus vannamei (Pacific white shrimp), 975 nucleotides long. Lineage: Eukaryota; Metazoa; Arthropoda; Malacostraca; Decapoda; Penaeidae. The record is from RefSeq and is a predicted model, not a curated record.
AUGCCGUCCAGGGACAUAGAUAUUGGGCAGCUCCUAAUCACGCCAAACACAAUUAAUAUCGGCAAAAAAUCAGAAAAUGACAUCAUGAAACUCAAAAUUGCCAAAUGGGUGAAUUUUGGAUAUAGCCAUUGCUCUCCACUAAAGUGCUCUGAACAAGAAAGUGCCAAAUUCUCUGAACAAGAAAGUGCCAAAUUCUCUGAACAAGAAAGUGCCAAAUUCUCUGAACAAGAAAGUGCCAAAUUCUCUGAACAAGAAAGUGCAAAACAAGAAAGUGCCAAUUCUCUGAACAAGAAAGAAAAGUGCAAAUUCUCUGAACAAGAAAGUGCGAAAUUCACUGAGCAAGAAAGUGCCAAAUUCUCUGAACAAAAAAGUGCCAAAUUCUCUGAACAAGAAAGUUACAAAUUCUCUGAACAAGAAAGAGCUAAAUUCUUUGAACUAGAAAAUGCCAAAUUCUCUGAACAAAGAAAAAAGUGCCAAAAUUCUCUGAACAAGAAAGUGCAAUUCUCUGAACAAGAAGUGCCAAAUUCUCUGAACAACAAAGUGCCAAUUUCUUUGAACAAGAAAAGUGCCAAAUUCUCUGAACAAGAAAGUGCAAAAUUCUCUGAAAAAGAAAGUGCCAAAUACCCUGUUCCAGAAAGUGCAACUACAAAAAGUGUCAACUCUGAACAAGAAAGUGCCAAAUUCUCUGAACAAGAAAGUGCCAAAUUCUCUGAAAAAGAAAGUGCCAAAUUCCCAGAUCCAGAAAGUGCCAAUACAAAAGUGUCAACUUCUAUGAACAAGAAAGUGCCAAAUUCUCUGAACAAGAAAGUGCUAAAUUCUCCAAUUCAUAAAAUCCCAAAUUCUCUAAUCCAGAAGGUGCCAAAUUCUCUGAACAACAAAAUGCCAAGUUCUCUGAUCCAGCAAGUGCCAAAUUCUCCGAACCAGACAGUGCCAAAUUCCCCGCGCCUGGCACGUGUUUGGUGGACAUUUAGCUGA